Molecule: messenger RNA, 1341 nt
Organism: Debaryomyces fabryi
Lineage: Eukaryota; Fungi; Ascomycota; Pichiomycetes; Serinales; Debaryomycetaceae
Gene: DDI1
Product: Ddi1p
Exons: 1
Coding region: 1-1341 (446 amino acids)
Biological process (GO): proteolysis
Molecular function (GO): protein binding; aspartic-type endopeptidase activity
Source: RefSeq, a predicted model, not a curated record
AUGAGGUUAACCAUAUCCAACGAACUGAGCAAUCAAAUAUUAUCGGUAGACAUAUCAGAGUCUAUGACAUUGGAAGAUUUCCAAGCAUAUAUCCAAGCAGAGUUUGAUAUUUCUCCACAAGAUCAGGCAUUGAAGCAUAACGGGAAACCAUUGAGUGGUUCUAAUAAAUCGUUAGAAGAUUUGGGACUUAGUAAUGAUGACUUGGUGUUGUUGGGUAAAAGUAACAUAGCAUCUACCACGGCGUCAUCUGGAUCAUCCGUUACUGCUAACUCGAAUAAUUCAAAUGCUGUGGAUUUCCAAAUUGAAGCCAUGAGAACCCAAUUCUUGAGUAAUCCCCAAUUAAAUAAUCAACUCCGUCAAUCCAAUCCACAAUUGCAUUCUAAUUUGAAUAAUCCUGCUGAGUUUAAGAAUUCGGUGAUUGGUUCGUUGCAGCAAUUUCAAAAUGGAGCUACACCAGGACUGUAUAAUCCUCAGCAACAAGAACAGCUAAGAAGACUACAAGAAAACCCUGAUGAUCCUGAAAGUCAGGCUCGUAUUUUAGAAAUGAUAAGGCAGGAACAGAUAGACGAAAAUAUGCAAUUGGCAUAUGAAAUCGCUCCAGAGUCGUUUACUUCUGUUAACAUGUUGUAUAUAAACAUCAAGGUUAAUGGGGUAUUAGUACAAGCCUUUGUUGAUUCGGGAGCUCAGUCAACCAUUAUUUCUCCGAAACUUGCAGAGAAAUGUGGUAUUUCUAGAUUAAUUGAUAAGAGAUUUGUUGGUGAAGCAAGAGGUGUUGGAUCUCAAAAAAUAGAAGGUAAAAUACAUAGUGUUCCUAUUGCCAUUGGUGAGUCUGAUACACAUAUUCCUUGUUCAUUUAUAGUAAUUGAUACACAUGUUGAUUUAUUAUUCGGAUUAGAUAUGUUACGGAGACACAAGUGUGUUUUAGAUUUGGAACGAGACGUUUUGGUUGUUGGUGGAAAUAUAGAAACAAAAUUCUUACAUGAGCUGGAAAUUCAAACUAAUCCAUUUUUACCUGGAGUUGCAGGUUCGAGUGGUGGUGCCUUUGGUGGUCCCGGCAUUCCUCUUGGUUCGAAUAGUGCUGAAAAUAAUAACGUUACUUCUUCGAUUGUUCCGGCUAACUCUACUCCUGAUCCUGCAGCAAAACAAAAACCACCUACUGCUGCUGCCAAUGCUGCUGCAAAGCGACAAAAUACGGGUACUACGGGUACUCUGUCUUCUAAAUUCAACGAAAGCGAUAUCAAACAAUUGGUGAGUUUGGGGUUUUCAAAACAAGAAGCGAUAUUUGCACUUGAACAGAGUCAAGGAAAUGUCGAAAUUGCUGCGUCUUUAUUAUUCCAAUAA